GACCAUAUUCGUUAUUUUCACCUAAAAAUUGGCCUUGUGUGAUUUCAAUUUUGACUACAAUUAAAAUGACUAUAUAAAUGACUAAAAAAUAAGUCAAUUUGAAGCAUUUCAUUUUUCAUACCCAGGAAUGAAAAUAUCACUCGGACCUACUUCUCAUCCGAAGUCGCGCAAGCACUUUUCUAUAUGUGAUUUGCCUGCGAGUGAAUAGCAGCCAUAUUGGUUUAUCUUAGGAGUCUUUUGACAGAGGAUUUCCCACUUUUUGUCUGUCUUUCAUGUCAAUUUGGGAUAUUUUGCAGCAGUCGUAGCAUGCCCACAUUACUGUUCUAUUGGUAUUCGUAGCUAUGGCUGACAGGCGAAAGCUUCAAGGUGAAAUUGACAGAUGCCUUAAGAAAGUUAGUGAAGGUGUUGAAGUAUUUGAAGACAUAUGGAAAAAGGUACAACAAGCAACUAAUAGCAACCAGAAGGAGAAAUAUGAAACUGAUCUGAAAAGAGAAAUCAAGAAGUUACAGCGAUUGCGUGAUCAGAUCAAAUCAUGGGUUGCCAACAGCGACAUCAAAGACAAGUCCACUCUGUUGGACCACAGAAAACUCAUAGAGACGCAAAUGGAAAGAUUCAAGGUGGUUGAGCGAGAAACAAAGACGAAAGCUUAUUCAAAGGAGGGUCUUGGGGCUGCUGCAAAGCUUGACCCACAAACAAAAGAGAAAGGAGAAAUCACAAACUGGUUAUCGCACAUGAUUGAUAAUCUCAAUGUCCAGCUUGAUCAGUUUGAAAGUGAACUGGAGACAUUAACGUGCACAUCCAAGAGAAAGAAAACUGAGCAUGAGAAACUGGAUGAGUUGAAGAGCUGGCAAGACAGACACAAAGUCCACAUUCAAAAGCUGGAGAUGGUCAUGAGGAUGGUGGAUAAUGAUGCCAUAACACCAGACCAGAUAAAGAAGAUCAAAGACGAUGUUGAGUAUUAUGUAGAAUCCAACCAAGAACCAGACUUUGAAGAAAAUAUGUUUGUGUAUGAUGACCUAGAUCUGGAGGAGAUAGGUGAGAAUGGUGCACUACAGCCAUCAUCACCCCCUGAAAACGAGGAUGCAGAGAAACUGAUGACAAUGGCAAUGAGCACGCCGACAUCAACAAACUCAAGUUCCCCUUCACCUAGUCCAAGUGUCAACCAUUCCACAGGGAGUGCGCAAUCAGAGGUGUGUGUUUUUCAGGACAAGUCUGAAGAAGUUGAGAGGAAGAGGCAUAAAUCACAGCCAGAUGAGAAGCUGCGAAGCAAUCAGUCAUUGACACCAACAAUAACAAUGAGUAACAAACAGACCACGCCUUCAAAACAGACAACUCAAAGCAACCCCCAUUCUCAAAAUUCUGACAGUAGUUCUAGCAAUCACCAUCCCACGACUCCAACCCCUCCUCUCACAGCAUACGCAGCGGCUGCCAGCAGUCAGAACAGUGCACCGGGUACUCCCAUUCCACGGCUCUCCCAUUCCAUCCCUUCUGUGUGGGGGCAGCGAAAUGCCUCUGCUCACAGUAGCUUCCUCCAGGAUGCUAAGCCCACAGGCAACUCUUUAGACCAUGUGGCAGCGGCAAGCAGUGCAACAACAAAUGGUACCCCUAACUCUGUAUCAACCAGUGUCAACUCUGUCUCUGUGUUAAACUCAUCGGGAAAUCCGUCUGUACCAUCAGCACCGUCACCGUUAAUGAGUGGCGCUGCAGCACCUUCACCCAUAGGCUCCACCAACUCUACAGCAUCAUCAACAACAUUAAUCUUGUCACAGUCACAACUUAAGACUGAUGCUCCGUUGGCAAUGAAUGGUCCCCUUACUGUUGUUCGGCCAUCAUUACAGAGUCGUGAAUUGAUGUCUUCAUUAAAAUCAAUGGCACAGCAAGCAAUUGUUGAAGCAGGUUUAGAGAGUCAGAUACCAACAUCUCAUGUCACAACAGAUAGCAAAGGUGUGUUUCUCAGCUCCACAGUACAAGCCCCUCCUUCACAGCCCACCGCUCCAUCACCUGAACAGACCAUCCCCAGUCAGCAGUCACAGUCGGUGCCGACAUCCACAGCACAACAGCCAUCGGUCCAACAACAGCAACAGGCACCGCAGACCACUACCAUCCACUUAAAUCCAUUGUUAGGUGUAGCACCUCUUGGACCCAUGCCACUCAGCAAAGAACAUUAUUAUCAGCUUUCUAUGUUAGAAGCUGCUUUUCAUCAUUUGCCUCAUCCUUCAGACUCUGAAAGAUUAAGGCACUACUUGCCAAGGAAUCCAUGUCCUACACCUUCGUACUAUCCCCAAGUCCCCCCUCCCCAUGCUGACUCCGUAGAAUUCUUCCAAAGAUUGUCAACAGAAACACUAUUCUUUAUCUUUUACUACAUGGAGGGUACUAAGGCUCAAUACCUGGCAGCAAAAGCAUUGAAAAAGCAAUCUUGGAGGUUCCAUACAAAAUACAUGAUGUGGUUCCAGAGACAUGAAGAACCAAAAACUAUUACAGAAGACUAUGAACAGGGCACAUAUAUCUACUUUGAUUAUGAGAAGUGGGGCCAAAGGAAAAAGGAAGGUUUUACUUUCGAAUAUCGGUAUCUUGAAGACCGAGACUUGAACUAAUGUUAGUGCCGAGAGAGCAAUGUGAUGUGGAUCUGCCAUUUUGUUACCUCUCGCUUGCCAAGCAUCGAGAAUGGACAGACUAAAAAUGCUGGACAUUGAAUUUACCCUUGAGAGGAAUGGAGGACCAUGUGCACCACAUGACAGUGGCAGUGAACGAGUUGAUCUCAUACCCUCAACACUGGAACAUCCGUUACACUGAUCCACUGCCUCAUUGGCUGUCUACCUGUCUGUCUGUCUACCUGUCUGUCUACUAGGUUGGUUAGCUUAUAGUGCCUGAUGUGUUAACAAAACUUGAAAACUUUUGGGAAAUACUUUAGACCCACCAUUGUCCUUUAUCAUGUGCUAGGUUCUCUUUCUCUUGUUGUCUGAAAUGAAGAGUGCUAAUCAAAAUAAUUAUCAUUUUCUCAUAUUCACUUUUAACCCAACAACGCAGUUAUUUUUAGAACCUGUUACAGAAGAUUGUGUCAAAUAUAUGAAGCUUAUGAAUCUGUCAUAAUGCAAUGAGUUUUUAGAAAGUGCUAUGUUUAUUAUAAGUGCUGCCAAUUAUGUCAGAUGUAAGUUCAUAUAUUGGCUCAGUUCUGUGUCGAAAACAGUACGGGUGGGUGUGCUAUACUGAAAUUGGCUCAGACAUACUUUUAUGUGAUUUAUUUCAUGAAAAUUUCAAACAUCAAACAAGUUGAGGUUAUGGUUUUUAUGCUGUACACUGAGUGUAUGUUUCUUUUCUUAUGUGAUUUUUUGUUGUCAUGGAUGCCAACCUUAGCCACCAAGAACUGCCGUUGAGCCCAUUGCAGCUCCUCAACAUACUGACGACAUGGGUCGACUGUCAUUAGAUGUUUAUCCUAUAUUUCUUUAUGGUAAUUGAUGUAUGAUUACAUGUGUAGCUGAUGCUUUAUUUGACUGAAGUAGAUAACUUUUGAUGGGCAGAAUAGGUGGGCAGGCAGACAGUUUGAACCAGUUAGCAUAGUCAUUUAGAUACGUCUAGCACAUAACACAAUGAACCGAGUGAGAGCGAAUGAGAAGUGGUCUUGGAUCUGUUAUACAGAGUAACACUACUGUGCCCUGUCUUGUGUGAAUGAGAGCAGCACCGAUGACACAAAGCAUUUUCCUGGUCUGAUGAGAUAUGGUGCUAUUAUUGAGCACAUCAUUUCUUCACUGUUUUUGUGCAAUGUUAUUGUGGUUACGCCACUCCAUUAGAUUCCACUGCUACCAUCCCUUUUCUGUGUAUGAUGGUGACUGAAACAGUUAGCUGAUGAUGUACACAAGUCAUGAUAUCAUUUCACCUGUGUUGUGCAUUCAUCCAGAGUUUGGCUACUCAAUUAUGCUCAUUUAUGAUUUUGCAGGGAAGACAUACAUUGUUAGGUUGUUUAAUGAAUGUAUCAGAAAUGUGGAAUGAGAGUCUGAUAAUCAAAGGGCAAUCCUUUUACAGAUGUUGUAUGAAGGACUAAGCAGGUAGCAUACUGAUCAGUAUUUCCUCAUAUGUAAUUAAUUAGUGAACAAAACUAUGUAGAAUAUUAAGUUAAGUAAACAAGGAAAUUUCUUUUAAGGUGUAAAGGUUAUGUUUUGGUCUAUUUCUUCCUUUCAUCAAAUCACAAGGCACGAUAUGUUGUCCAACAAGAUGAGUUAGUACUUUCAUUAUUACCAGGGUGAGGGAAUUGUUAAAUCAGUUUAGUGUAGCAGCACUUGAUGAUGCCUUGUUUGACUAUGUACUUGGGUUGCCUCGCCCAUAUUUCUGGGUAUCAUUCAAUCGAUACAGCUUGAUACGAUUAUCAUAAAGACAAAAUGCUUUAGAAUGAGAGGUCAUUGGUCUUAGUUGUCAUUCGAGGAAUGUUAUGAGCCCUUUGUAAACUGUGAUAUGGAUGUACAUACACUUGUUCAGAGAGGUGUGUUUGUGUGUGCCAUUAUGCAUAUCACACCACAGGCAUUUGGGUGGCAGGUUUAUCAUUCACAGGUUGUAUUUAGCAUUUGCCUCGGGACCAGAGCUAAUGUUUUCCGAUCUCACAAUCUUGCGUGUUAAAGCUUCCUGCCAAUUGAUUUUUUAUGACAGGGUGCAGGUUCUGAUUGCUGAUAAUUUUAAAGAGAACAAGCUAAACUUCAUCACGCAACACAUAAUUUCAAAUUUUUCUACUUACCUGCACAGAUUCAAAUUCCUGCAGCUGUAGUUUCUGUAUUUUACAUCGACUAAAGGAGACAAAAAGGAAAUGAUCAUUCUUGUGAAUGUUUCUACUGUCUGUCACUUGCUAUGUAGAGUAAGGAGGUAGUUGUUGCUUUUGUGGAAGUUUAUUAUGUACCUUGGGAUAUCAGGCUUGUCAGCUGCACGCAAACUAUUAUAGAAGCACGCCAAAUAAUAUUUGCUUGAAUCCAUUCUGUUGUAGGUCAGAUAACUUACCAGGUUUAAUGCAAUUAUUACUGUGCCUACUUCUGACAAAUCUUGAGAUGUUCUGUCACAGUCCUUUACUUGUAUUCCCUGUAUAAUGUCUGUGAUAACCAAAACAUAUCAUCAGGAUGUGAGAAGCCUUGGUGAUGGUGGUGGACAGGUCUAGCUAGACACCAGAUUGUAUUUCAUCACUGCCAUGGUGUGAUGUAUUUGCUCAGGUUCUUUAAGCUUCUCUGUCGGAUAGGCUCCAUUAUCUGUCCUCAUUUAUAAAAAUAGUGUGGUUAGUAUUACAGAGUUAUGCUCACUAGUUCACAGCGUUUGGCUUUAGCUGUACUGUGGCAUAUGGUUUUAUGGACACUGUUGAAACAUUUUGAGAUGAAACAUCAGUUCCCUCUCAUGUAUCAGAAAUUUGAAGGGAACCCAAAGUCUUAAAGAAGAGGAACUCAGACAUUUAUAAUUUUAUAAAGUAUUCUGAGCUUAAAAAUAGUAAUUUAUACUUGUCUCUUUCAAUGCCAGACCAUGAACAGGGUUCAAUUAAUGUGGAAACGUAAACAUGACCCAGAUACAUUAUUUGUGUAAUGUAGACAGUUUUUCACGGGAAGCCUACUAUCCAUACUAGUUGCCUUACUGCAUCUCAAGCUAUGAUGAUUUAGUUAAUUCUGUUGUAUCCAUCAUGACCCAUCUCAUUCACAGAGUCCAUGUAGGAAGCGUGUGUUGCCAGACUGACUGUGUCAUAUGUGAGAGCCUGUGAGCGCGAGUGAGUGUGUGACUGUGUGAGUCCUCGUUCAAUGCAACAAAGCCAGCUGCCAGCCAGUUGGUUCUCCACUCUCAGCAUCAACGAUGUGCAAGUCUAGGACAGAACAAGCUGUUGGUUUUUUAGUCUGAGGCUGUGUACACAUGUCCUUAUUUUUGUACAGCAUGUACAGCGACGCCUCGCAUGAUGGCCCUUGUGCUCCUUGCCCCAGUGUUUCUACACUGGUGAGGGGGUUGUAAAUAUAAAUAUAAGGGGGGCAACAUGCAUACAUGGGCGGUCAACACAUGCAGAAAAUAAAAAAGUGAUUUUGUCUGUGCA
Messenger RNA from Haliotis rufescens (red abalone), 6040 nucleotides. RefSeq names its product CCR4-NOT transcription complex subunit 3-like. Bases 342 to 2594 code for a protein of 750 amino acids. Gene Ontology annotation, cellular component: P-body; CCR4-NOT core complex; nucleus. NCBI's taxonomy places the organism in Eukaryota, Metazoa, Mollusca, Gastropoda, Lepetellida, Haliotidae. The record is from RefSeq and is a predicted model, not a curated record. Gene Ontology annotation, biological process: regulation of DNA-templated transcription; nuclear-transcribed mRNA poly(A) tail shortening. The transcript has 19 exons.